AUGUUAUAAUAAUCAGAUAAGGACUUCACUCUUGAAUAGGUGGUGGGUACAGGAACCUUUGGAAUGGUGUACUUGGCUACUGAUAACAGGACCAAGGAGAAGGUAGCAAUAAAGAAGGUGUACCAAGAUCCACCUUAUCAUUCAAGAAUUGAAUCAUCCUUGUGUAGUAAUGUUGAGACACUCCUUCUUCACGCCAGGGGAAAAUCCAUAAGAUGUGUACCUAAAUCUAGUUAUGGAAUAUGUACCAGAGACACUUUCAAAAAUGAUUAGACAAAUGCGUAAGUAGAAGCAAUGCAUUCCUGCCCCCUUGAUAAAGCUCUACAGUUAUUAGAUGAUACGAGGCUCUAUUGUAUUCUGUAGGCGAUUGGAAUUUGCCACAGAGAUAUUAAACCUCAAAAUAUCUUGGUUAAUUUGGAGACCAAUGUUUUGAAAAUCUGCGAUUUCGGCUCAGCUAAACGACUUGUUGUCGGCGAACCCAAUAUUGCAUACAUAUGUUCACGUUAUUAUCGAGCUCCUGAAUUGAUUUUCGGAGCCACAGAUUACAAUACCUAAAUCGAUAUGUGGUCUAUUGGUUGUGUGAUUGCUGAAAUGGUCAUCCUUGAACCGAUAUUUCCCUGGAGAGAGUGCUUAAGAUUAAUUGCUUUAAAUUAUCAAGAUACUUGGCACUCCAACUCCAGAUGA
Messenger RNA from Paramecium tetraurelia, 681 nucleotides. RefSeq lists its product as uncharacterized. Gene Ontology annotation, molecular function: ATP binding; protein serine/threonine kinase activity. NCBI's taxonomy places the organism in Eukaryota, Ciliophora, Oligohymenophorea, Peniculida, Parameciidae. Gene Ontology annotation, biological process: protein phosphorylation; signal transduction. Gene Ontology annotation, cellular component: cytoplasm. The record is from RefSeq and is a predicted model, not a curated record. The transcript is spliced from 5 exons.